GCGACUCGGGCACCGACAGCGGCCGGGGCCGCAGCGCCGAGCCGGCCAGCCCCGGCCGCUGCGAGGCGCGCACUCCUGAGAGCGGCGCGCGCAGCCCGGACAGCGAGCCACUGAGCGUGGGCAGCGGCUGCCGCAGCCCGGAGCCGCCGCCGCUCAGCCCCGCGCACUGCCAGGAGGACGCGCCGCGGCCGGCGCAGAGUCCGAGCCGCCCUCCCCGACGGAGUCCGGCGCGCCGCCCGACGAGUCCGCCGUCCCACCCCGUCAGCCCAGACAGCUCCGACCCGUCCCACCGGCCCGCCGCCCAGCCGAGUCCCCCGGCGCACCCCAGCUCCCCGGCGCACCCGGCCGCCGCGCGGCGCGUCAGCAACACGGAGAACUUCAACCUGGUGGAGGAGAUGACGGACGGCGGCCGGAGUGUGCUGGCGCGCCCCGACGACUUCGAGAGCCUCUCGUCGGGCGGCUACGACAUGGCCGAGGUGGGCGUCACGCGGUUCCCGACGCCGAGCACGCCGCGCACCACGCCGGCCGCCAGUCCGGCGCCGCGCGGCGAGUCGCCCCUGUACGCGGCGCCCGAGCGGCCCCGGCGGCCCGAGCACGCCGUCGUAGUGGCCAUCGACUUCGGCACCACCUACAGCGGCUACGCCUUCAGCUUCGUCAGCAGCCCGGGCGCCAUCCACGUCAUGAGGAGGGCUGCAGGCGGUGACCCGGGCCUCAACAAUCAGAAGACGCCGACGGCGCUGCUGCUCAGCCCGGAGGCCGAGUUUAGCGCGUUCGGGUUUGCCGCCAGGGACGCCUACCACGACCUGGAGCCGCGCCAGGCCGCCGAGUGGCUCUACUUCGACAAGUUCAAACUGUCCCUGCACACGGACGCCAGUCUGGGCGUGGACACCUACAUCCCGGCGGCCAACGGCCAGUGCAUCUCGGCGCUGCUCGUGUUCGCGCACGCGCUGUCGUUCUUCCGGCGGCAGGCGCUCGACGAGCUCGACGACCUGCUCGGCUACGAGAUGCCUGCAGGGCAGAUUCGCUGGGUCAUCACCGUGCCGGCCAUCUGGCGACAGCACGCCAAACAGUUCAUGAGGCAGGCCGCCUACAAGGCGGGCCUGUGCUCGGAGGGCCGCCGCGAGGACCUGCUGAUUGCCCUGGAGCCCGAGGUGGCCUCCGUCUACUGCCACAGUCUGCGGCUGCAUGAGCUGGUGCACGAGGGCGCCGACCGGGUGUCCGUGUACGUGCCGUCGCGCGGCGAGGAGGCGCGCACCGGCGCCGCCGUCCAAAUGGUCAGAGGCACGCGCUACCUGGUGGUCGACUGCGGCGGCGGCACCGUGGACAUCACCGUGCACGAGGUGCUGGACUCGGAACACCGACGGCUCAAGGAGGUCUACAAGGCCAGCGGCGGGCCCUACGGCAGCGUCGGCGUGGACAUGCAGUUUGAGUCGCUGCUGGGCGACAUAUUCGGCGCCGAGUUUGUCUCCGGGUUCCGGUCGCGCCGGCCGGCCGCCUGGAUCGACCUCAUGGUGGCGUUCGAGGCCCGGAAGCGGGCUGCCUCGCCCGACAAGGCGUCGCCGCUCAACGUGGCGCUACCGUUCGCCUUCAUCAGCGAAUUUAAAAAAGUCCGCGGCAAAAAGGUGGAGCAGGCGGUGAAAAACUACCGGGGCGGUCAGGUGCGCUACACGGAUGGCAUGCUGCGACUCGACUCGGAGCUGAUGCAGCACCUGUUCGCGCCGACGCUCGACAAAAUCACAGAGCAAGUGGAAAGUCUGUUCGACAUGGUGUCCAACAUGCAGUACCUCUUCCUGGUGGGUGGAUUCUCAGAGUCCAAGCUGCUGCAGGAGCGGAUGAAGAGGACGUUCUCGGACAGAAUCAAAGUGGUGAUACCCCAGGAGGUCAGCCUGGCCAUCCUCCGCGGCGCAGUGCUGUUCGGCCUGGACCCGAGCGUCAUCCAGGUGCGCCGCUGCACCAUGACCUACGGCGUCGGCGUGCUCAACAAGUUCAUGCGCGGCAUCCAUCCACAGGGAAAGCUGCUGGUUCGGGACGGCCGCGAGUGGUGUGCCGACAUUUUCGACAAGUUCGUGACGGCCGACCAGUCGGUGGGGGUGGGCGAGACGCUACUGAGGCGCUACACGCCGGCCCGGGCCGACCAGACCACCAUCGUGCUCCACCUCUACUGCUCACACAAGGAGAAGGUCAUGUUUGUGACGGAUGACGGGGUGGAGAAGUGCGGCACGCUGAAACUGAUCUUAGAGGGCACCGCGCCGAGCCCAGCAAAACGGAGAGAAAUUCAGGUGCGGAUGCGGUUCGGUGACACGGAAAUCCUGGCGUCGGCCGUGGACCUGGUGUCCCAGCGCUCUGUGACGGCGCACAUCAACUUCCUGAACCUGUGAGCGGCCCUCACACACACAGAGGAGCCUCUGUCGGACGGUGCUGCCCUCUGCAGUCGGACCGCGCCUGCUGCCAUCUGUCGCCGGUGCCG
This is a messenger RNA of Amphibalanus amphitrite, 2467 nucleotides long. RefSeq names its product heat shock 70 kDa protein 12A-like. The coding region runs from base 396 to 2378 and encodes 660 amino acids. Lineage: Eukaryota; Metazoa; Arthropoda; Thecostraca; Balanomorpha; Balanidae. The transcript is spliced from 12 exons. The record is from RefSeq and is a predicted model, not a curated record.